Messenger RNA from Rubroshorea leprosula, 1939 nucleotides. Lineage: Eukaryota; Viridiplantae; Streptophyta; Magnoliopsida; Malvales; Dipterocarpaceae. The record is from the annotation of a GenBank genome assembly.
GGAACAAAAAGCCCUCCAUUAUUUCCUCAUCUAUAAAUCUGAGUCAAGGACUCCAUUGAAACCAUCUUGAGUGUGGACUCUCUGUAUUUCUAGUGGUAUAAGAAACCAUUUCUUCGAGCUCUGUGUUGGAGAAAAGGGGUGUCUUUUUCUGGUGGAGUGAAGGAGAUCUCUAGACAUGGCAAGGGAUCAAUUACAAGUUCUUAACGCUCUUGAUGUGGCCAAAACGCAAUGGUACCAUUUCACAGCAAUUAUAAUUGCUGGGAUGGGAUUCUUCACAGAUGCAUAUGACCUGUUUUGCAUUUCUCUGGUGACCAAAUUGCUCGGUCGCAUUUACUACCACAAGGAGAGUGCUGCUACUCCUGGAAAGCUUCCUGACAAUGUAGCUUCGGCUGUUACUGGUGUUGCCUUAUGUGGUACCCUUACAGGCCAACUUUUCUUUGGCUGGCUUGGUGACAAGAUGGGACGGAAACGUGUUUAUGGCCUGACCCUUAUGCUUAUGGUCUUUUGCUCUAUUGCCUCUGGACUUUCCUUUGGAAAAGAUCCUAAAGCUGUUAUAUCAACACUCUGCUUCUUCCGAUUCUGGCUUGGUUUUGGCAUUGGUGGUGACUACCCUCUUUCUGCUACAAUCAUGUCCGAGUAUGCUAAUAAAAAGACUCGUGGUGCUUUUAUUGCUGCCGUGUUUGCCAUGCAAGGUUUUGGGAUUGUGUCAGGAGGGAUUGUUACUAUUUUAGUUUCUGCAGCUUUCAAGGCCAGGUACCGUGCACCAACUUAUGAGCAGGACGCUGAUGCAUCAACUGUGCCUGAAGCUGAUUAUGUUUGGAGAAUAAUUUUGAUGUUUGGUGCAAUCCCGGCUUUACUUACCUAUUACUGGCGUAUGAAGAUGCCAGAAACUGCCCGUUACACUGCCUUGGUUGCCAAGAAUGCAAAACAGGCUGCAGCAGAUAUGUCAAAAGUUCUUCAGGUUGAUUUAGAAGUAGAACAGGAGAAAGUUGAUCAGAAAACUGCUGCUGAUUAUGGCUUGUUCUCUUCACAAUUUCUCCACCGCCAUGGACUUCACUUGCUUGGCACCACAACUACAUGGUUCUUGUUGGACAUUGCCUUCUACAGCCAGAACCUGUUUCAGAAGGACAUUUUCACUGCAAUUGGUUGGAUCCCAAAGGCAAAAACUAUGAAUGCCCUUCAAGAGGUUUACAAAAUUGCUAGAGCACAAACUCUCAUUGCACUAUGCAGCACAGUUCCUGGGUAUUGGUUCACCGUGGCAUUGAUUGACAAGCUAGGAAGGUUCACAAUUCAACUGGUUGGCUUUUUCUUCAUGACUGUCUUCAUGUUUGCCUUGGCCAUCCCUUAUCAUCACUGGACUCUUCCAGACAACAGAAUUGGUUUCGUUGUUAUGUACUCCCUCACAUUUUUCUUCUCAAAUUUUGGUCCAAAUGCCACUACAUUUGUAGUGCCUGCCGAGAUUUUCCCAGCAAGGCUAAGAUCAACAUGCCAUGGAAUAUCAGCUGCAGCAGGGAAGGCUGGAGCUAUUGUUGGUUCAUUUGGCUUUUUAUAUGCUGCAGAUAACAUUGGAGUGAAGAAGACACUAAUAAUCCUGGGCGUUGUCAACCUCACUGGAUUGUUGUUCACAUUCUUGGUGCCUGAAUCUAAAGGAAAAUCCCUGGAAGAACUUUCAGGCGAAGCUGAGGAUCAGAAUGCAACUGAAACACAGUCAAGAACAGCUCCAGCCUAAUUAGUCUUCAACAGAUAAUAAAUCUACAUUUCCUACCCAUAUUAUGACUCUAUGAGCUCUUUAGUUUCACUGUCCCCCCUUAGAAAUAACAAUUUCAGAACGCUGCUUUCCCUCCUAGCUUUAAGCUCUUAUGUCUUUCACAUACCUUGAUUGCGUAAUGCUGCUUUUAAUUUUCUCAUAUGAACUGAAUAUUAAAGAAGUAAAAAUGUA